Messenger RNA from Eufriesea mexicana, 3109 nucleotides. RefSeq lists its product as uncharacterized. Bases 875 to 3109 code for a protein of 744 amino acids. NCBI's taxonomy places the organism in Eukaryota, Metazoa, Arthropoda, Insecta, Hymenoptera, Apidae. The transcript has 2 exons. The record is from RefSeq and is a predicted model, not a curated record.
GUGCCGUAUUAAAAGUAUCAUCUGGUUCCAGGUAUAUUUGGUCCGACUGUACGUUGCUCCAAAUUUAUAUUGUGCUAAUUAUACCAUGCGACGCUGCUCUAACGUAUGGCUUGUCACCUUACGAGAAACGAGCAAACGAUGGUAACUGAACUCGAUAUACGAAAUUCACUUAUGCACGGUAAUAAACGUAAAUUCGAGUAGAACAACGUGUUCACGCGAUAGCGCGGUAGCAGGAUCGGUUGCAUCGAUCCUUUUUUAACGAUGUUUGAAAGGAAAGAUUGAAUUUCACGGGAAAAUUAGACUGCAACGAUUCGGGGAAGGUUUCUUUGUACAAGGGAGACCGUUUUACAAUUUCGAUACGUAAUAAUAUCGAAACGAUACAAGGGAUUCCGAAAUCGCUUGAAUACAGUAACACUGAUUCUGAAAAUAGACCACGGAGACGCAGUAUCGCAGAAUUGCCGUCUUUCCGCGAAGAACUAUGUAAUAUAUGUACGGUUUUGUGAAAUACUCUGAAAAUACUUUCGUUCGCUUCGAGGGUGUUUAAUGAAUUUUUACAACAAUUACGUAACGAGCUGUGCCUCGUAGGACGGAUCGUUAAACGAUCGAGAUUGCUGAAAUCCAGCGAAAAAUAAAGAACAACGAGCGAAGGGAAAGAAAUAGCCGCGCGGUGCUUCCAUCUUUCGCGAAACCGAUCGACCUUUCGAAUCGAUGUGCAACGGAACGACACUAGCGAAAGAACGUCGGAUUCUCUUCGCAAGGGAGGAGGGAAACGGUUGCGCGAAUGCGUCUUUGCAGCGAAACCGAUUAAACGCUCGGGGCGAUGAUGUUUUGCGGUGGAUAACAGCGUGGAGAAGGCUGAAAAAAAAGGUACGACAUGUACGGGCGUCAAGGCAACUCGAGUAACACGCAACCACCGCCGUGGUUGGUGCGUGCAGAAGUCACGAUUCGUCACAGUACACCGGUGACCUCGGAGUCCAGCCAGGUACCGAUAGGUAUGUCUUCAACUGUUACGGAUUCGGGAGGCGUUCGGAUGGUAUAUCGAUGGAACACCAGUCAGCCAUCUCCGUCCCCGACAGUUCCAGUCGUUACGACUUCCUGUCCAUCUUCGUCCGCUGGCUCGUUCGGUUUCCAACGUGGAAACAUACUGUUCACCUCCACUCCGCCUCCAAAGCCGACGCCAAGCUCCUUCACGAUUCCAAGAUCAGGAUCGUCUGGGAAUGACGAGUCCGUGUCACCUAGAGGACGAGGCGUGAACGUCUCGGAUUCGGGCUACAACAGCGAGCAAUUUUCACCCCAAUCGUACUCGAGUUUGCCUACCCGACGUCCUUCUCAGCAGUACAGUCGACGAUGCAAAAGCACGUGCAGCAUCGUGCUGUCCGCCGUGGAUACCGCGGACAGUUCGAAGGAAGGAAGCUUCAGCAAAGUAACGAGCCACGAGACCAUCAAACAUUCGUACGACAAUUCUUGGCGUCAUCCCUCGUCGCAUCAACACGUCUUCUCGCGUCACCAGUUCAGCACGGUACCGGAGGUUUGCGAAGAGGGCCCAGAGGGUAGUGCUUCCGGCACGAGUGAUACUCAUGUUUGCAGCAGCGUCCAGGAUAAAGUCACGACCAAGUCGACCACGAUCAGCAAAGACGCCUCUUCGCAAACGACAGACAUAGAAUCCCGAGAAUCUUCGUCAACGAUAACCAGCAAGAGCAAAGUGAGAAGGAAAGCGGCUACUGGUCUCCAUCCUUCGGACGAGCAGAAGAAGAAGAAGCAAGAGAGUCGAUCGCCAACCACAGCUUCCGAGACCACGAGCGUCGGUCCUUCAGCGGAGUCGGAGAAGUCCGAUUCCUCGGCGAAAGAUGACAGCGCGAAACGCAAAUCGCGGACGGUGCACAUCGACGUGUAUUGCACCGGCUCCGACGACGACGAGAAUACUGACACGUCGAGCGAGAAUGAAUGCGACACUCCUAUGACCGUGUUUGAAAAUCCGGACGUGAAAGUCACCCAUACACAGGUAGCGAGUGACGUUCUGCCGAGAGGGCUCGAAGAUGAUAAGGCCUUUCUGAAACGUGCCACGGAACGACGAUGCGACAGCUUUAAACAUGCUCCCAUGAGAAUGCCCUCCAUAGCCAGCUCGAAGGGCUACGACAGCGAUGACGUUCUCAGUUCGCUUUAUCCUUCGCAAUUCAGUUCUUACAGUGCUCUUAGAGAUCUCGAUUCGGCCCCUUGGUCUGCUGCGUCCUCUAACGCGGGUAUUCCGUUCGAUUAUGACUCGACCAUCGCUACCUCGUCCAAGGAUACCUUAUCCGAUAUAGAGUCUUUGAUAAACAACAAAAUAGCCUUGACUCCUUGUGAUAGCUUCGAGUAUGCCAGUAGCACCGAUCGCGAGAGGAUACAGAGAAUGGAGGAAGUAUGGACCAAGACGAAAGAUGAGGAAAAACGGUGGCGUUCACCGGAAGUCGAGCGUAAAUAUUUGUUGCAGAAUCGAAAGAUGAAGGAAUAUUUGAAAAAGCACGAGAUAGGCUGGUCGUCUGGCGACAGUGGCGAGGAAUCCGACGAAAGCGGUACAGUGGGAUGGAGCUUUGUGUCUGACGAAGACAAUCAACGAAUGGUUAAGAAAAUAUCGAGCAUCCGACGAGCUAGUAAACCGACCAUUCAGCGUACUGAGAGAAACGCGAGUAUGGCGGGACAAGAGCUUUUGAAGCAAAAGAAUUCACAGCACGAUUAUUCUGAUUCCACAACGCGUAGCGACAGUAUUCCCAAUCCGUACGCUUUUCGCGAGCAAAUCAGGCCAUUUGGUUCCAACAGCCCAUCUCCUCUUCCAUCGAAAGUACCUUCCCGAGUCACUUCUCCCUUUAUGACGCCUCAGGGCGAAAGGACCGACCAUAUUUUGAAAGCCUCGAUAUUCGGAGCGGUGGUGAACGCGUUUCGAAAGCCAGGCCAUCACAUAGGACCUUCCAAGAAUCCCUCUUGUUCCUGCGAACAUUGUCGAAGACAUUUCGAGGAACUGAAUUCGCGAGAACGUUCUCGUUCUGUGAGCGAAUUCGAACGUCAAACGGGAUUUCGUUUACAGAAUGAAAAGAGGAUAGUUCGUCCCAUCCCGAAAAAUGACAAUUCUUAA